CAUUCCUACACAGCAACAACAGCUGGUCAUCACAAACACACACACACACACACGCACACACGCACACACGCACACACACACAUACGCCCCUCCCUCCUUUAUGUUCCUCCCUGCAGAUCCGGAGCUUCGUAGAGGCACCGCGCUCCACCUAAAUGUCCACACCGAGAAACCGCACUCCUGUCCCGCGUCAUUGAUCCAGACCGCCCGCCCUCUGGCUCCAACUGAGGAGGAGGAAAACACGGUGGAGACACUUCUCUGACUCCGACCUAUUCAAACAGCCUCAAGUUAAGCCGGAGAUUUACUAACACCCGGAAACGGGGAUUUUAAAUUAAAAGCAUAAGUCUUUUUUUUUUUCUGCCUUUUUACAUCAUGUCAGUCAGAGAGGACCAGUAUGGGACUGAGUCAAAAUCCAUGUAAAACCACGUGUGAAUUAUAGGCGCUGAAAACACAAAUGAAUAAUUGAUCAGCUUAGUUUUAUUUUGGCUUUUGUUUACCAGCUCUAUUACUGUUUUAUAGGCCUAUAUGUUUGUCACAGACCCAUCGAAGAGCCCGUCGGAUCCUCCCGUCCACUAACUUCAGCCCCGUCACAGCAGCAUCUCCGUCACUGCUGCCACUCCAGUUUCUCCCACCGCAGCUCCACCACCGGGGAGUUCCGUCACAACGCUCGCCGCCAGAGGAGCGCCAUGACCCGUGUGGUGGUUGACGGGAUACCGGAUGCCAUCGGAGGAGGAGUGAUGCUGAACCGGCGGAGGAGCAAAGCCAGGCGGAGAAAGCGAAAGGAGUUGUUCGCCUUCCAGAUGUGCUUUGCGGGGGUAGUGCUGGGGCUGGUCGUAGGGCUCCAGUCCGUGGUGCAGAGAGCAGGAUAUCACGUGUCCAGUUCCAUGGUUGUGGAGGAGGCGAGGUGGGGCAGCCGUCACCUCCUGCAGGAGAUCUAUGACAACGAGUCCAAACUGUACUCUGAGCCUGAGAAGAACUGUACUGAACCAGCGAUCCAUGAGUUCCCUAGAGAUUACUUCACCAACCAGGAGCGAGCUGAAGGAGCUGUGGGCCUGCACGUCUUCUUUGCAGUCUACAUGUUCUAUGCCCUGGCGCUGGUGUGUGAUGACUACUUUGUCCCCUCACUAGAGAAGAUCUGUGAGCGUCUUCAUCUGAGUGAGGAUGUUGCAGGAGCGACCUUCAUGGCAGCAGGAAGUUCAGCUCCUGAACUGUUCACAUCUGUCAUUGGAGUGUUCAUCACUAAAGGUGACGUCGGGGUCGGCACCAUUGUGGGCUCAGCCGUCUUCAACAUCCUCUGCAUCAUUGGAGUGUGUGGGAUAUUCACUGUACAGACAAUUCGUCUCUCCUGCUGGCCUCUGCUCAGAGACUCUAUCUACUACACCCUGUCUAUCUCUGCGCUUAUAGUGUUCAUAUAUGAUGAGAAGGUGGUUUGGUGGGAAGCUCUCACGCUGAUCCUGAUGUAUUUCGUCUACAUUCUGAUCAUGAAGAUGAAUUCCUACGUGGUUCGUUUCCUGGAGACAAGGAAGAAGAACUCGCCGUCUCUGAGGAACGGAGCAGCCAGUAACGCUGAGCUGGACGAUGGAUGUGACGCUACAGCUGUUCUGUUAAAGAAAGCGAACCACCAUAGGAAGCCAUCAGUGCUGAUGGUGGACGAGCUGCUCUCGGCGUACCCCCAUCAGCUGUCCUUCUCUGAGGCCGGCAUGAGGAUCAUGAUCACCAGCCACUUCUCCCCCAGAACCCGCCUCACCAUGGCCUCACGGAUGCUCAUCACUGAGAGGCAGCGUCUGAUCAACACACGGACUUUGACCAAUGGAGACUCUGAUGUUCCAGGGAAAGGAGGAAGUAGGCGGGGCAUAGAAAAUGGGCUGUCCGGGGCAGAGAGGGGUGUCAACGUUCACCAUGACGACCAAGAGGCGGGAAAUGAGACAGAGAACGAGGACAAUGAGAACAACGAAAAUGACGAAGAGGAAGAGGAAGAGGAUGGAGACGGACCCUUUGUACCCUUCCAGUGCCCAGCGGGGAUGUGUAACAAGCUGAAGUGGCUGCUGGCCUGGCCUCUGUGCCUGCUGCUAUACUUCACCGUCCCCAACUGCUCCACGCCUCGCUGGGAGAACUGCUUCAUGCUGUCCUUCGUCGCCUCCACCAUGUGGAUCGCCGGCUUCUCCUACAUCAUGGUCUGGAUGGUUACUGUCAUAGGCUUCACUCUCGGCAUCCCCGAUGUCAUCAUGGGCAUCACCUUCCUAGCAGCUGGCACCAGCGUACCUGACUGCAUGGCCAGCCUUAUAGUGGCAAGACAAGGACUGGGAGACAUGGCCGUGUCCAACUCCAUUGGCAGUAACGUGUUUGACAUCUUGGUGGGGCUCGGUCUCCCCUGGGCUGUGAAGACCCUGGCUAUCAACUACGGCUCUGAUAUCAAACUGAACAGUAAAGGACUGAUCUUCUCUGUGGGGCUGCUGUUGGCGUCUGUGUUUCUGACUGUCCUCGGAGUUCACCUGAACAAGUGGACGCUGGACAAGCGUCUUGGUCUCGUGUGUCUCCUCCUCUACUCCGUCUUCCUGUGUUUCUCCUGCCUCAUCGAGUACAACAUCUUCACCUUCGUCAACCUGCCCACCUGUCGGGACGGCUGACACGCACACACGCACGCACACACACACGCACACACACACACACACACACACACACACACACACACACACACACACACACACACGAUCUCCACAGAUCUGAUUCAGUGUCAGCAGGACUCGUUACACCCGCCACACAGAGCAGCACUGAGGACAACAACACAACCACAUGCUGUCUGACCACUGCUUCUUCUUCUUCUUCUUCUUCUUCUUCCUGUGUUUAGGUGUGAACAACGUCAUGUUAACUAGCUGCUAACCUGAGAGGACAGGUGUGUCUGUUAGAGAAAUAGUGAUUAAAGCAAUGAUGUAGGGUGUAGGGUGUAGUUUAGUGCUGUGGUGCAGAUGAUGAAGAUGAAGUUUUCAGACACAGUUAUCUUAGUUUCUGUCACCAUCAUGAAGAAGUGUUCCGUACGUUCCCCCCCCACACACACAGAACCAGGGCAUUAUCCACUCACCUUUUUAUAAUGACCUUCAACAGCACCACAGCUGUAGCUGACAUGUUUUGUAUUGGAGAUGAAUUAUGGAGAGUCUGUCUUUUCCUCCUGUAAAUACUGCACCUCUGUAAAUACUCCAGAUGUUCUAUUGAUUAUUUAUUCAAGUCAUACGCACAUCUCUCCUCUGGAGGCGGUGAACACACCUGGGCAGGUUCUCAUGGACCAGAAGUCCAGACCUCAGACCUGUUCACACGACCACUCGUGUACAAACAAGCACAAUUUACCCUUUGUUUGUCCUGUUGAUUUCAGUGAUGACUUGAUUCAGACACGUCAUUUAGUUUAGUGUGUGUGUGUGUGUGUGUGUGUGCGUGUGUGUGUGUGUGUGCGUGUGUGUGUUAAAACAGAUUCAAAGUUGCACUGAAGAGCUGAAACACCUGUUCCUGAUGCAUGCUGAUUAUAAGGACGGCAUCCUUGUAAAAUGAAGCAGGUUCAUACGAAAAAAAUCAUCAUGUGAG
This is a messenger RNA of Seriola aureovittata, 3570 nucleotides long. Its product is annotated as sodium/potassium/calcium exchanger 3-like. Gene Ontology annotation, cellular component: membrane. Gene Ontology annotation, molecular function: calcium channel activity; calcium, potassium:sodium antiporter activity. The record is from RefSeq and is a predicted model, not a curated record. Gene Ontology annotation, biological process: intracellular calcium ion homeostasis; calcium ion transmembrane transport. Bases 684 to 2624 code for a protein of 646 amino acids. NCBI's taxonomy places the organism in Eukaryota, Metazoa, Chordata, Actinopteri, Carangiformes, Carangidae. The transcript is spliced from 18 exons.